Tigriopus californicus is the source of this 4093-nucleotide messenger RNA. Its product is annotated as junctophilin-1-like. The transcript has 9 exons. Gene Ontology annotation, cellular component: junctional membrane complex; plasma membrane; endoplasmic reticulum membrane. The record is from RefSeq and is a predicted model, not a curated record. NCBI's taxonomy places the organism in Eukaryota, Metazoa, Arthropoda, Copepoda, Harpacticoida, Harpacticidae. The coding region runs from base 943 to 4062 and encodes 1039 amino acids.
GCGGUGUGGAGAAUGUGGUCGUCGAUGGACGGAUGAGGCUUUCGGAGUCAGUUCUCAAGCACGACGAGAUAGUUGGGCAAGGCCGUCGGUGUGUUCAUUUACGUUCUCUCUGGGAAGCGGGAAGCCGCUGUGUUCCAGUCGUCGUCGUUGUCGUCGCUGUCGUCGUCAGUGUCGUUGCCUUCUUAGUCGGUUACUCAAUGGGUAGGUCGACAAUCUUCGUCUAUGGUGGACGGGAGUCGUUGCUUUUUGCUUGUUCUAGCUUGUAAAGGCCGCCACCAGAAGGCCAGAGUGGGAAAGCCAAUAGUAGUUGAGCGUGGGAGAAGGGCCAAAAUCUCGAUUUCAAAGUAUUCUUGUUCAAGAAGAAGACUGCUGCUGUAUUUAGCUCCUGGGAUAUCAUCGUUCGUCCUACCACCACUGUGACUGUGCGUGUGAGGUGAGGGGAGUGAGAAUCUCGGGUUCUUUCUUCAUCCUAGUAAUCACCAUUGAGGUCCGUCAAUGAUUCUGGUGGUGGUGUUUCUCUCAAGCAUUCCAUUGUCAUCUUCAUUUCCAACACCCAACUCCCCAUCAGCAUCGUCAACGUUGGCAUCGUCUUCGGUCCCGGGAGAAACCAAGACAACGAGGUCAUGAGUUGUCACUGGCGUGGAGGCAACUUCAGACGGGGCUGAGCCCUGUGGGGGAGUCCUACCAUGCCACUAGCAACUCAUUUCAUAGGACGUGUGACGUGUUCGGACAAAGAAACCAUUGAAUAAUAAUGCCUACAACUGUGCCCGUGAGCCCUUUGCAGCGUGUCACAACCCAACAACAGCAACAACAGCAACAACUCAAGCACUGUUGUAGUUGUUGCCAUCCCCGCAUUCCUCCGCCCUGCCAUAACCACAGUCAGCUCCACUACCAGCCUCACCACCACCACCACCACCAAACCCAACAGCCAGAUCAGCAGACAUGGCCGGGCAUCAUGCCGCAUCAGGCACGACCUUAGGCACCCUCGACUUCAAUGGGGGUCGUUUCGACUUUGACGAUGGCGGCACGUAUUGUGGUGGCUGGGAGGACGGCAAGGCUCAUGGUCAUGGGGUGUGCACGGGCCCCAAGGGCCAGGGUGAAUUUGCCGGCUCAUGGCACUACGGGUUCGAGGUGUCGGGAGUGUACACAUGGCCAAGUGGGAGCACGUUUGAAGGCCAUUGGCAAAACGGAAAACGACAUGGUCUAGGUGUCGAAGCACGUGGUCGAUGGCUUUACCGAGGCGAAUGGACGCAAGGUUUCAAGGGUCGUUAUGGGGUUCGCCAAUCCACAUUGUCCGGGGCCAAAUACGAGGGCACUUGGGCCAACGGACUUCAAGAUGGAUACGGUUCAGAGACCUAUGCCGACCAAGGAACAUAUCAGGGCCAAUGGCUCCGAGGCAUGCGCCAUGGUUAUGGCGUGAGAACCAGUGCCCCGUAUGGCGUGGCAUCUCACACGCCGGCUGGUCUCGAGGACAUGCGAGGUUCGGAAACAUCGUUGAAUAAGCCCGCGGGAGAAAACUCCCUGCAAGGACCCAAACGAAGCAACGAUAGUGAGGUCCGCGGAGGGUUCGUCCUUCGGACCCGCAGUGAUGAGGUGCCUCAUAGGCGAAGAUCCCUGGUGGAACGGAGCGGAAUGAAGACCUUUGUCCAGGGCCUGAAGCUCAAGAAACAGAGGAGCACCGGCGACUUGGACCGAAAAGGUGUCUCAGGGAUUCGAUCGGCUGGCAGCACCACCUCGUGGAUGAGCUCGGAGUCGGGCUACACUGGCGCCCCUUCGGUCAUGUCGGACGGAUCAAAUCAGAGUUUCAUUCUUGAGGAUGAGCAUCUGGAUGCAAGUGUCACCGAGACGUACAUGGGUGAAUGGAAGAAUGACAAGCGAGCCGGAUUUGGAAUCAGUGAGCGUUCCGAUGGCCUCAAAUAUGAGGGUGAAUGGUACAACAACCGAAAAUACGGCUACGGAGUGACUACCUUCCGGGAUGGAAAAAAGGAGGAAGGGAAAUAUAAGAACAACAUCUUGAUCACGUCCAAUCAGAGGCGCCACCUAUUCCUCAUUCGCUCGGCCAAGUUCCGCGAGCGUAUUGACUCAGCCUUGAAUGCAGCUCAAAGAGCAGCCAAAAUUGCCUUGCAGAAAGCAGAUAUCGCUAUUUCCAGGACGGCGACCGCCCGGGGCAAAGCCGAACAAGCCGAUAUCGCCGCCACCCACGCCAGGGAAGACGCCGAACACGCCGUUGUAUGUGCCAAACAAUAUCAAGAAGAAAUUGAUAAAGUCAAUGUGGAUCCGAAUCAAAAGCCUUUCUCAGAGCCCUCAACCCAAGAUAUUUCAAAUGUCCAGGCUCGAAUAGGAAACAAUACUUUCAGCAAGCCCUCCACAAUUAGCUUCAACGAGAAGAACCCCUCAGUUUUUAGUAACAAAAGUCAACCUAAUUCACCCGUGUCCCACCUUAGCAAUCCUGCCCUACCCUUGUUCAACAAGCCCCAUGUGACUGUCCAACUCCCCGAAGAUGACCCCUAUGCGACAGAGGGCUCAUUUUCGGCCCACAAUCCUCCCAACCGCUCCUCCACCAUUUCGAAGCCUUCCCUUGGGGGCCUUAGCAAGGCGUCCACGAGCUCCUUCGGAAAUCCUUCCAAAAGCACCCCAGAUGAACGUCAAGCUUUGGGCGGCUCCAGAAAACCUCCGUCCGCUCUUGACCAAGGCGAGAAUCGCAGUUUUUCCACUCAAGAAUCCUUCGAGAGAGCAAAUCCAGCCAAAAGCACCGCCCCUCUCGGGCACAAGCCCAGCAUGGGAUUUAAUCCAUCUACUCCUUCCAACAACCUGUCCAAUGCUGACAAGACCAAUAACGUUAGGAACUCCAAAACCAUUGGGGGAGGUAGUAGUAGUGGAGAAGGAGGAGGAGGAGGAGGCAGUGGUAGCGGCGGCAACCAAGACCAUCCGACCGCUCUUGGAGGCCUUGCUAACUCUCUCAAAUUCCCUUCUUCUUCGUCUGCCUUCCAAGGCACAACCAAUUGUGAUAUUUCGUCCCGGAUGGAUGGCCUCCAAUCCAACAACAAUAAUAAUAAUAAUAUUAACAAUAGUAACAACCCCGGCGGCAACACCAGCUUUCCAGCUGCCCAACAGAGGAACUCGCAAAAGAGAAUCGAUAGUAUUGAGCCGAAGUUUGUUCACAAGGAGUCCAACAGCAGUACCGGAGGAGGAGGAGCAGGAGGAGCAGGAGCAGGAGGAGGAACCACCAGUGGAAAUCGUAUGAUGCAGAUGAUGAUGCAGCAACAGCAGCAACAACAACAACCGCGGAACUUCCACUCCUCCGGUGGGGGAGGAAGGGCAAGGGGAGGAGGCGGAGCAGGAGGCGAAUAUAACUUCCAGAAAAUCAUGGAUGAUCACUUCGAACACUACCGGAAACCCCCGUCUCGACCGCCAAGUCGGGAGGCCUCCGUGGACCGCCUUCCUCAAGUCCUCUCAGAGGCCCGCCACACCUCCAGAGCCCCUAGCAGAGCCAAUAGCCGUGCCAAUAGUCGAGCCAACAGCCGACCCUCAUCCAGGUUGAGUGGUCACCAAGGAGGAGGCGGUCUCACGGCCAGUGGCAGUGGGACCCUCGAGAGCCAACCCCUCAAUGGAGACCUACACCGCCAUCAGCCAGGUUCGCGGGAUUCUUCCGUCCAAAUGAGAUAUCGCGGACCUUCCCAAGAGAUCCAUAAUACAGGCGCCAUUCCAAAGAGGACCGAGUCCCUUUACAUGAAAAUAUCCGACGAAGAUUCUGGAAAGAACAAAGACUCUUCGGUGCAACUCCAAAGAAAGAAGAGCCUUCCUGACGUUCAAGAUAUCGUCCAAGUGACCGCUUCUCAAGGUUCCAAAGAGAUGACCCGUGAGGAGAUCAGCGCCCUCUCAUCUUCGAGACGGGAAGCUGUUCGCCGGGACAUGGUGGAGUCUGCCAAAUACCAAAACAACCCUUUGAUGUACAUUAUAGGCCCCAGAGUACAGGAAUGGUUUCAACGUCAACAAAUUAUGUUGUUGGUUUUGUUUGUUAAUUUGUCAUUAGCUUUUAUGUUUUUUAAACUCCUGACCUGAUUGAAUAAAGGCUCUAUUUUGUACGUUGAAA